Messenger RNA from Hipposideros armiger (great roundleaf bat), 6355 nucleotides. RefSeq names its product eukaryotic translation initiation factor 4E family member 1B (gene EIF4E1B). NCBI's taxonomy places the organism in Eukaryota, Metazoa, Chordata, Mammalia, Chiroptera, Hipposideridae. The transcript is spliced from 7 exons. Gene Ontology annotation, cellular component: eukaryotic translation initiation factor 4F complex; cytoplasm. The coding region runs from base 5163 to 6077 and encodes 304 amino acids. Gene Ontology annotation, molecular function: RNA 7-methylguanosine cap binding; translation initiation factor activity. The record is from RefSeq and is a predicted model, not a curated record. Gene Ontology annotation, biological process: translational initiation.
CACCCUCUAGUCAGUGCAGGUCCAGUUCUUCUCCCCCUGGGUACCCCUCGAGCAAAUCACUUCACCUGUCUGAGCUCCAGUUUCUCGAUCUAUAAAAUGGGACUAACAUUAAUCACCUCACAGGGGUCUUGGAAGGAUGAAGGAGCCUGAAGUAGAUGUUCAGGGGCUUCCAGUUGAAUCUGAAUUGCUAAGGACAUGAGGACUUGAUGCCAACCUUGCCUCUGCGUUUCUCGGCAGAGAAAUAGUCCCCUCUCCUUUGACUUCCCAGAGGAGAAGAAAUAAUUCUGUAGUUGCUGAGAGAUGAUUAAAAAAAAACAAACCCUCUUAUCUGUGCUAUGAAACCAUCUACUAAAAAUUGUAACAGCUAACGAUAAUGUAACACUUAUUUAGGGGCAGACACCGUGCAUGGUUUUGUUCACAGGUUUCAUCUAAUUUCAAUUUUCAAUCACUUAGAAGCAAGUUAAUAUUAAUGCAUUAUAUCCCCGUUUUGCAGAUAAGGACAUUGAGAAACUGAUAGGUCACUUGUUUGUGCUCACACUGUUAAUUAGUAGCGGAGCUGUCUAACUCCUGAAAACUCUCGCUUAAUCCUUACUUUCUAUUCCUCUCAUUUACCUGAUGAACCCUAAGUCACCGUGGUCUUUUUUAAAAAAUUCUUUUAAAAAUCUAGAUAGCAAAUGAAGAAAAUCUAUCGAACGGACGGGCGUCUUCAGCCAGCAUUCCAGGGAAGCAGAACACCGAAGAGGGCCGGACCAAUUUUCAGCACCACGGACAACAUCCAUACCCGGGCAGCUUCCUAACGUUUCAGGCCCUGAAAACUGCUCAUUCAUUGCCCACAAGGGUACUUCACUUCACACUUUAAAAACUCUAUUCUACAUUUGUCAUUUCAUUUUAUUCUCCCUAUAGCCCUUCACGGUAAACAUGAUUGGCCCCCUAAUACGGAUGAAGACAUGGAGGCUUGGGAAAGUUCACAAGAUGUGAAAAGUGGUAAGACCAACCUGUUAUCUGAAAUGUCCUACUGGGGCAGGAAGAGGAGGGAUCUGAGCGGGACCACAGCAUCAGCGAGGAGGCCAGUGGCAGUAGUCCAGGUUAGCGGUGAUGCUGCCUGAAUCAUGGCAGCAUUUGUUGGGAUGGAGAGGAGAGGCCAGAUUUGAUGCCUAUUUAGGGGUAAAGUUAGCAUGCCUUGGUCAUGGGGUGGAAGUGGGUGUGAGGGGAGAGGGGAUUCUGUUGCCUCUCUGAGGUUCUGCCUUGGGGAGCCAAGUGGAUGGAGGACAGAUACCUGAUGACUCCUGGGGACAGCAGGGGCUUGUGGGACAGCUAUACUGACACAUCUGAGUCCAAAACCCAGCUCUGGAGUGGUCAGACCAGGGAACUGGUGAUGGAAGUCAUGAAGGUGUGUCAUUACUUGAGGGGAGAGUAUAGACCAAAUAGGGUGAGACGAAGGCCCCAGGUCCAUCCCGAGGAACACCAACAUUAAGGGGCCAGCUGGAAAAAGGAGGCUGCAAAGAAAAAUGAGAAACCAGAACCUAGGAUAGUGUGAUGCCUCAGAAGCCAAGGGGAGAGAAUAUUCCAGAAGGAGGGCAGGGCCAACCACGUCAGGAAGACAGGAUAUGGCCUGAGAGCUGUCCUCUGGACUUGAAAAGAAGAUAAUGGAAAUUUGAUGAAAGCACAGUCAGUGGAGUGGUGGGGGUGGAAGCCAGACUUGGCAGGAGGGGUUGAUGAGUAAAUGGGAAGUGGAGAGGGCAAGCACAUGACUCUCUCAACAAGUUUAGAGUUGGAGGGAGAAAGGAGAUAUGACAGUCUCUACAGGGGGCUAGGAGAAGAUUGGAGGCAUCGAAAUCCCGAUGGGAAGGGCCAGCAGAGAGGGAAAGGGGAGAUGCCAGGAAGGAAGAGCAUGAUGCCUGGGACCAGAUGCUCAGGGUGGAAAAACAGGAUGGGAUCCAGCAGCCUGGGGCAGCUCACAGGCCCCAAAAUGAUCAAGAGGAUGUGGUUUAUUUGGGAGGUGCAGGGACACCAGCAGGGGAGUGGGAAGGGGAUCCAGGAGAGGAAGGCAUCCAAUAAGAGGUGGUUAUUAAGCUGGCUACCACGUGGGUGAGUGAGCUUAAUCCUUCAGGAAGUCUUGGGAGACAGCGUAAAGGCACAUCUCAGAAUUCUCCUGGCCAAGGCCAAGGGAGUUGGUGUAUUUAUAUCUGAGCGCCUGGCAGACACUGAGGCUGUGUGUUAAUUCCAGGUGCUUCUAGCCCACAGUGCAUGCAGGCAAAGUGGGCUCUGCAGUCAGAGGGCAGCUCUUUGACAAAGAUGCAGGUCCUGGCUGUUGGGAGCCCUGCUGGUGGGCACAGAUUUGGUAAAGUCAUCUGAGGGGCUGUGGUCAGAGCUCUGGCCGUGUCUGCUAUGAGGGCACAGUCAGGGCGUCUUUUUAUCUGUGCCCUUCGCCACACUCUCCAACCACUCUUGUUCCAUGGGGACUUGUUGAUAAGAACACGUUUAAAAAUGAAAAUUUCCAGACAACGAAACAAAACAGUUGCUAAGGCAGAGUGUAGCUCAAAAAGGGCCUGGAGGCAGGAGGGCGGGUUCAGAUCCUGGCCUUGCCAGUUACUAGCUGUGUGGCCUUAUUGAGAUCUUGCUGAGAUACUACUUAGCUCUCAGAGCUCUAAAGAGGAUGUAGGGAGAAAAAAACAAACACAAAAAAAACAAGCACCAGGUAUAGGGUAGCAUUUGUGCUAGACACCAAGGUAAUGGCCUGCCCAGCACUGUGCACCCUUUUCUGACCACAGCAUCACCAUUUUCCUUGGGGAACUACCUCCCCAUUCCAGUCUAGGUGGUGGGGUGUGACUUACCCUAUUGCCAGCUUUAGGGGUGGGCAGUGACCCAGGCCUGGCCAACCCCUAUGCAGUGACUAGUUCUGGGGGGGUGGGAGGAGAGCACAGGCUGGAGGCCAUAUCAACUGGCUCUCACACUUUCCUGUAGCUUUUGGAGGUUGUUAGAUUAGUGGUGUGUCCCCUGGGGCUGCUGGGGGGUCAUCUUUGUCCUCGUGUGGAGUGAGUCUGCCUGGACCCAGGUUUUGGCUCAUCCUAGGGUUCAGGCUCGUCUUGUGACAACCAACAUGGUCACCCACAUCCAUGUGAGUUUGUGUGUAUGCACGUAUCUCAGUUGGCCUGCCUCUGGGAAGCCAUACACACUCGUACACACCAGAAGAUAAACAAGUUCCUGCAGCUCCUUGGCUGGCGCCCAGGCCGGGGGUGGAAUAAACAAUCCCAGUGACUUUCUGAAAAGCAAGCAUGUGUGGCAACAGGCGCCAUGGAGACAAGCAGACUGUACCAGAGCAGAGACAGAGCCACCCCCCCAAUGCCACCCCUACACACACACACACACACACACACACACACACACACACAUUUCGUGCUCUCUCAUGUUCAUAUCCACUCCAUCAAAUACAGUCCCCCUUUCACACUCAGGCACACACACACUUGGGGUCUAGCCAGUCACCCCCAUUCCAGCUUUUCUUGAGGCUAAAGACUUCUGAGAAGAUCUGAGAGUCCCAACACAACAGCAUCCACAGUUCCUGAUCUCUUUGCCUGGAUACUGGUCCUGGUAUAGAACCAAUUUCAGCAAGUCACAGCCUUUAGGGAAGGUGGUGUGUGUGGAGGGGCGGGGAAGGAGGGGGUCAUAUGGCAGGCAGUGCCAUAUAAACCCAACUUUCUGGAAAGUUCUUAUGUUUGCUUCAGAGAUGCACACAUAAUACACAUUCACCAGCUCCUUCAAGAAACACUCACCUAGAUCCCCCACCCCCUUGAGGCUUGUACAGACACACCCCUAAAUACAGACACUAAGAUAUAGACCUGUCCUCAUACAUGCAGUGUAUAACCCAAUAUACCCUAGAUGAUGAUGGUGUGCCAUUUACUGACUGCCUAAUUGUUUUAUAGUCAUCAUCUCAUUACAUUUAUUCCUUAAGGAAAACCAUCUGAGGUUUAUUCCCAUUUUAUAGAGGAGGAAACAGAAGUUCAGAGAGGUUAAGUAACUUGCUAGGGUCACACAGCUGGAAAGUGACAAAGCUGGGAGCCAAACUCCAGCCCACACUAUUAUCUCUUCUUCAUUUACUCAGAUAUACUCGCAACACCCCAUGCAUGUUCGGGCAUACACAUACACACACACACCAAAACCCUGCCUCUUCAGUUAGCCCAGAUAACUGAUGUCCAUGGAGUCACUUUCCCCACUCUGACCUCCUCAUAUGUACCACUCCCAAUCCCUCACAUCGUUGCCCUGAUGCUCAUGAGAGCCCCUGGCCACCCACACAGGGCCCCUCCCUCCCUCUCUAGGUUCUCACGCCCCACUUCCAGCAGCUGCAGGCCCCAGCUCAGUGGGGGACAGCCCUGGGACUUGGAUGGGUGACUCAGGCUGAAUCAUGGCCCAGCUGCUCCUUGGCAGACCUCUCCCCCAUUCUUCCCAGAGAGCCUAUUUCAAAGGCAGAGGUGGGCCUUGGGGUGGGAGAUAGGGAGUAGGGCAGUAGGGGAUGGGGUUGUUUGAGAACAGGGGGAGUCAGGCAUAAGAGGGCCUCUGUGCCCUCCCAUACUCCUCAGUGGUCUGCAGGUGCUCUCAGGCAGCCCCCCUCCCAUGUCCCUCCUUUUGCUAGGUAAAGUGGUCCUACUGCCUGGACAAGGGCCAGUGGCUCCCUUUGUAAGCCCAGAGCCCGUUUUGGCUUCCCUGCCCCACUUCUUGGUCCUAAAAACAAUAAUAUUAACUAUUUUGAUUGAUCACACGUUACAGAACUCUAUGGUUUUAAAAGCACUUUCUCAUCAGUAUCACAUUGAAUUCUCUUAACUAGCCCUAAGGGGUGGAAAUUAACAUUCUUACUUUCAAACUGAGGAAACCAAGGCUCAGAGAGGUUAUGUGAACUGUCCAAGGUCACACAGUUGAUGAAGUAACAGAGCCAGGAAGCAAACUCAGGCUUCCUGGUCUGAUCUGUGGAAGGUAUGCAUUAGAACCAGGAGUUGAGCGGUGGUUGGGCAUGGUGGGGGAAAUGUGGGGUGACAUGGUGGGGGCAUUUCAGGGGCAUGUUGGGGUCAUGGUGGAGGGCAUGGCAGAACAUAUGGUGAGGUGUAUGGCGGAGGCAGGACAGUGUGUGGCAAGAUCAUUACAAAAUUUUUCUCUUUACCCUUCUGAAAUUAAUGGAUUAUGGGAUUAUUUAUGCUUUUAAAAUUUUUCUGUAUUUUAGGCCAAUAUCCCAAGUCCAAAGCCAUGGAAUUUCUACUGAGAAGACUUUUGAGCUAUGGGACCUUGGCUUUCUGAAACCUCAGUUUCCUCCUCUGGAAAAAUGGGUCCAAGCCUCCUGCAAGGACAGUGAGGCUGAGGGUGGAAUCCAAAAGUGGGAGAAAGAGGAAGAAGAAGAGGUGGCAGCUGCGGCAGCAGCAGCAGCAGGGGCCUCAAUGGAAGAGGAGGCUCCGGACUCUCCCAGGGACCUCCUGUCCCCCAGGAGGAAGGCCCAGGAUGAGGGCCCUGUGGAGGUCAAGCUGGAGUUGCACCGGCUGCAGAGCAGGUGGGCUCUGUGGUUCUUCAAGAAUGACCGCAGCCGGGCCUGGCAGGACAACCUACAUCUGGUCACCAAGUUUGACACUGUGGAAGACUUCUGGGCGGUGUACAAUCACACCCAGCUGCCCAGUAAGCUCUCCCCCGGCUGUGACUAUUCCCUGUUCAAGGAUGGCAUCGAGCCCAUGUGGGAAGACCCCAGGAAUAAGCGGGGUGGCCGCUGGCUGGUCAGCCUCUCCAAACAGCAGCGCCACAUGGAGCUGGACCACCUGUGGCUAGAGACACUGCUGUGUGUCAUUGGGGAGAGCUUUGGGGAGUACAGCCGAGAGGUGUGUGGGGCUGUCAUCAAUAUCCGUACCAAGGGGGACAAGAUUGCCGUGUGGACUCAGGAGGCAGAGAACCGGACGGGCGUGAUCCACAUUGGGCAUGUCUACAAAGAGUGCUUGGGACUCCCCCCAAAGAUGAUCAUUGGGUAUCAGGCCCAUGCAGACACGGCCACCAAGAGCAACACCCUACUCAAGAACAACACCCUACUCAAGAACAAGUUUGUGAUGUGAGAGGGCCGUGGUACCACUCCCUAUUCAACCGCCCCUGAGCCUCUCACUGCUGAGUGUCGAUCCUGGGCAGGACUGGAGGGGCAGAGGGCCUGGUUCUCACCUGUUCUAGAGUGAACAGGAACACCUUUUAACAUGAGUUGGGGCCCAGGCUCUAGUCUGUAGGUGUUGGUGGUGCUGGUUGGGGCGGUAGGGGAGAGGGGAGGAGGGAAGGGAGACAGGCUGAGGACCCAGAGCAGCGGAAAGGUGGAGGAAAUCCCUGGGUUUCCUUGUUUUACGGA